Molecule: messenger RNA, 501 nt
Organism: Colletotrichum siamense
Lineage: Eukaryota; Fungi; Ascomycota; Sordariomycetes; Glomerellales; Glomerellaceae
Exons: 1
Coding region: 1-501 (166 amino acids)
Source: RefSeq, a predicted model, not a curated record
AUGUCCCCCCAACCGCACUGCGGCCGCAAAAGCGCCCUCCUAACCCUCCUCCUCUUCUUCACUCUCCUCCUCCGCCUCGCCGCGGCCGCCCCAGACCCAUCCCCCCUCAACACAACCCUCGACAUCUCCGCGCUCUACCAGUCCGCCGAUGCCACCUGCGUCGGCUACGAAGGCCAGUGGAACUGCCUCGCGGACAAGUUCCAGCGCUGCACGGCGGGCAAGUGGACCGCCGCAGUGUCGUGCAGCGCCGACGAGGGCACGCUUGACACCAGGGACACGACGACGAUGACGACGUGCUCGCCGCUGGGGAGGACGGAUCUGGUCGAGUUCGCGGGGGAGUGCAGUGCGGCGUGGGGGUUUGGCGGCGGCAGCGGAUGGGGCAGUGGGAGCGGUGGGCGGUGUAAUAGUAAUGGGUGCUAUUAUGGUGCUGGGGCGAAUUUGACGGUUGAGAAGUGGGUUUAUGCGUUGGUUGUUGGUGUUGUUGUUUUGGGGUUCUGGUGA